Molecule: messenger RNA, 3924 nt
Organism: Dalotia coriaria
Lineage: Eukaryota; Metazoa; Arthropoda; Insecta; Coleoptera; Staphylinidae
Gene: norpA
Product: no receptor potential A
Exons: 8
Coding region: 247-3492 (1081 amino acids)
Biological process (GO): phosphatidylinositol-mediated signaling; release of sequestered calcium ion into cytosol; lipid metabolic process
Molecular function (GO): calcium ion binding; phosphatidylinositol-4,5-bisphosphate phospholipase C activity
Source: RefSeq, a predicted model, not a curated record
UAGCAAACACAGCAAGUAAAUGCGCGCUUCUCGUUUGUGAUUCGCGUAUGGGCCAUUCAGUAUGUUUUUUUCCGCCGUGCAGAUUAGAUAUCCGAUGGCGAUUAGCACACAUGCUACCGAUAUCGAUGUUACAGCGAUAUAAAUUGUUCCAGCUCGCCCUCGGAUUGAACGCGAGUGCAUAAACAAAUGAACUAGUGCCAUGUACUUUUAAUAUUCUUAUAACUAAAAACGUAACUUGUUAUCAAAAUGACGAAAAAGUUCGAGUUCGAUUGGCAAAUUCCCGUGCCAGAGCCGUUGCUCACCGGCUGCGUUGUUGAUCGCUGGACAGAAGUAAAGGACGAAACCGAAUUGGAAAAGAAUGUUAUGUUCAAAGUGGAUGAGUAUGGCUUCUUCAUAUACAUGAAAAGCGACAACAAGGAUGGAGAUGUGAUUGAGCUGUGCCAAGUGUCUGACAUUCGCGCGGGCGGCGUACCAAACGAUAAAAAACUGCUCUCCUUGCUGCAAGGCAAACAUGGCAACAACUUGGAUGAGAAGUCGCUCACGAUUUGCUCCGGCACCGACUACAUCAACAUCAACUAUCAACACAUUGUCUGCCCAGAUGCUGAAACAGCAAAGACCUGGCAGGCGGGUUUGCGUAAAAUUACACAUAACAAUAAAAUCACCAAUAUUUGUGUACGGACUGUUUUGAUGAAGCAUUGGAUGCGGCUGGGUUUUAUGGUUGAUCCAAAAGGAAAAGUGCCGGUAAAAGUUGUCGCUAAAACAUUCGCGUCUGGAAAAACCGAAAAAUUGGUUUACCAAUGCUUGCUUGAGAUGAAUUUACCCAGCGGCAAGAACGACGUGAUGGAAAAGGAAGACUUCACGUUUGAUAAGUUUUACGCGUUGUAUCACAAAAUUUGUCCUAGAAACGACAUUGAGGAGUUAUUCAGAGAAGUUUCAAAAGGUAAAGAAUUCAUCACCUUGGAGCCAUUCAUCAAUUUUCUUAACGAUAAACAACGCGAUCCACGCUUGAACGAAAUUUUAUACCCGUUAUACGAUGAAAAACGCGCUUCAGAAAUUAUUGCCACCUAUGAGCAGGAUGAAACCAUGCGCACGGAGAAUAAACUCACCAAAGACGGAUUGAUACGUUAUUUAAUGUCGGAUGAGAACGCUCCAGUAUUCCUUGAUCGAUUGGACAUUUACAUGGAGAUGGAUCUACCACUAUGCGCGUAUUAUAUUAAUUCUAGUCACAAUACGUAUUUAUCUGGUAGGCAAUUCGGUGGCAAGUCGUCUGUGGAGAUGUACCGCCAAGUUUUAUUGGCUGGCUGUCGCUGCGUUGAGUUAGAUUGUUGGGAUGGUAGAGGUGAAGAUGAAGAACCGAUAAUCACCCAUGGUAAGGCAAUGUGUACGGUUAUAUUGUUCAAAGAUGUUAUCUAUGCGAUUCGUGACACUGCGUUUGUUACCUCUGAGUAUCCAGUGAUUCUUUCAUUCGAGAAUCAUUGCUGUAAAGUCCAGCAAUACAAAAUGGCCAAGUAUUGUGAUGAAAUUCUUGGGGAUUUGUUGAUGACUUCACCACUGGAUGAUUUUCCUUUGGAGCCAGGUCAACCAUUGCCACCACCAUGCGCGUUGAAGAAUAAGAUUUUGAUUAAAAACAAACGCCUGAAGCCUGAAGUUGAAAAACAAGAAUUGGAGUUGUUCCGGCAGGGCCAGUUUGUAAUCGAAGACGAUGUCAAAGAGGAUGCUAGUGCUCCCGCAGCGGAUAGGCCUGUUCCGCCUGAUAUACCCGCAGAGGUUCCUGCCCCUGAUGGAGUUCCUCCUGAUGGUGAUGCGCCUGCUCAGAUACAAUACACUGGAUCUACCACAAAUGUUCAUCCGUGGUUAAGUUCCAUGGUUAAUUAUGCGCAGCCUGUGAAGUUUCAAAGUUUUGAACAUGCCGAUAAGAAAAAUAUCCAUCACAAUAUGUCGAGUUUUUCUGAACCUGCUGGUUUGAACUACCUUAAAACACAGGCGAUUGAAUUUGUUAAUUAUAACAAACGACAAAUGUCGCGUAUUUAUCCCAGCGGUACCCGAGCAAACUCUUCGAAUUACAUGCCGCAAGUAUUCUGGAAUGCUGGAUGUCAAAUGGUUUCAUUGAACUUUCAAACUUCUGAUUUGCCAAUGCAAUUGAACCAAGGAAAAUUCGAGUAUAACGGAAAUUGUGGUUAUUUAUUGAAGCCAGAUUUUAUGCGCCGUUCAGACAGGGUUUUUGAUCCGUUUGCUGAGAGUCCUGUCGAUGGUGUUAUUGCCGCACAAUGUUCAGUCCGAGUUAUUGCUGGUCAGUUCUUAUCGGACAAAAAGGUGGGAACUUAUGUCGAAGUGGACAUGUAUGGUUUACCAACAGAUACAAUUCGUCGUGAGUUUCGCACUCGUAUGGUACCUAUGAACGGUUUGAAUCCUGUUUACAAUGAGGAACCAUUCCUCUUUCGUAAAGUUGUCUUGCCCGAUUUAGCUGUGUUGCGUUUUGGUGUGUACGACGAGAAUGGCAAACUGCUUGGUCAACGUAUUCUUCCUUUAGAUGGUUUACAAGCAGGUUUCAGGCACAUUUCUCUGCGUACUGAAGCCAAUUUUCCUAUGUCCCUUCCGAUGUUAUUCUGCAACAUCGAGUUGAAAAUCUAUGUACCUGACGGCUUUGAAGAUUUCAUGGCCGCGCUUUCAGAUCCCCGAGGUUUUAUGGGUGCCCAGCAGAAACAGAACGAGCAAAUGUCUUCAAUGGGCAUUGAAGUCACGGACAACAAAAUGGACCCAACCAAAGGCGAUAAAAAAGAAGAAAAGAAGGAGGAGCCGCUUGUCUUUGAACCUAUUACUAUUGAAUAUAUUCGACAGGAUAAGGGUUUCCAGAAAACUACUAAAAAGCAACAAAAAGAGUUUGAAACUCUCAAAAAGAAACAAAGUAAAGAAAAACUUGCCAUGCAGAAAACUCAAUGUACCUCUAUCGAUAAACUAAUAAAAGGUAAGGAUAAAAACGAGUUGGUGAAUGAUCCAGGUGUUCGAAAACUCGUCAAGGAGCAAACAAUUCAGUGGAGCGAGUUGAUGGAGAAGCACCGCAAGCAAGAAUGGGAAUAUCUCCGCACGCAAUUGGACGAACAGCGAGAUGUACUCCGAAAACACAUGGAGUUAAUCCAACUGUCACAAAUGAAACAACUUGAAGCAAAACAGGAGCGUGAGAUGAAGGAAAUAAAUGCUCGACAGGCAAAAAUUUCGGUUGAGACUAGUCGUGAGAUCAACAAUGAUAAAACACUAAAAACCAAACAGGAGAAGGAACGCCGCCUGCGCGAGAAACAACAGAACAAUACGAAGAAGUUCGUCGACGAGCGUAAAAACAUUACCAUCAAACAAGCCAAAGAAAAGGAUAAGUUGAAGAUUAAACAUGACAAGCAAUUGGAGAUGUUGUCGCACGACAUACAGAAAUUGAUUGAGAUGUACAAAACCGAAGAGAUCGAGUAUGACAUGUCUGGGAAAACGGAAUUCUUCGCCUAAAUUAAGCACAUUAGAAGCACGCGUAGCGGACAUCUCAAUUAAUAAUUCGAAUAUUUGGACCAAAUUACUUUCGAAUUUCUAGCGAUAACGUACAUAUAUUCGUAUUAAAUCAAACCAAAGAUAUAUAAAGAAAUAUUUGCGCCUAUUUAGAGCUCCACUUAAAACUAUAUUUCGGCCUCGGAGAAAAUUACUAUUUUAUUCGUCAUAAAUCGUCAUUAAUUAGUAUGUAUUGAUAUCUAUUGAAAAAAAAAAUGGUUGUUGUGAUUUUAAACUUAUAUUUUAUCUCGUGGAUCAACUAAAAUGUUAUUAAGAAAUAUUACUAAAAGGGUAACAAUUAGUAUUUGACCUGAUUUAAUCAUUGUCUUUAUUACUCUGUAAGUUCAUGAGAGAAUAUUUAUUAAUGUUGAGAAAAUAGAUUCAUUAUUGUGGAAA